This is a messenger RNA of Colletotrichum fioriniae, 1020 nucleotides long. RefSeq names its product translation initiation factor eIF-2 beta subunit (gene SUI3). Gene Ontology annotation, biological process: formation of cytoplasmic translation initiation complex; translational initiation; formation of translation preinitiation complex. Gene Ontology annotation, cellular component: eukaryotic translation initiation factor 2 complex. The record is from RefSeq and is a predicted model, not a curated record. Lineage: Eukaryota; Fungi; Ascomycota; Sordariomycetes; Glomerellales; Glomerellaceae. Gene Ontology annotation, molecular function: translation initiation factor activity; translation initiation factor binding; mRNA binding.
AUGGAUGUCGAAGAUACCACUCCCGCCCCCGAACGCAAACAGCGCAAAUCCGUUGCCUUUACAGACGAACAAGUAGUAGUCGACGCCGACGGCUCAGUCACAAUGGUCAACGCCACCGAGGAACCCAAGGAGACAGCCCAGUCGCACACGCCCCGUACGCCGCCGCUUACCGCAGCCCUUGAAGCCUUACAUGCUGAUGCCAAUUCUCAAGCUGGAGCCGAAGAUGCGACGGCCCCUGUCCCCGAUGUUGCUGAAGAUGGCGGUCUCGACCUGUCAAUGAAGAAAAAGAAGAAGAAGAAGGUUCCCAAGGAAGGUGACGACGCCGAGGAGGCUGCCGCUGGUGAGGACGGCGGUCUUGACCUGUCGAUCAAGAAAAAGAAGAAGAAGAAGAUUGUCAAGGACGGCGACGAAGACGAGUUCACCGCUAAGCUCAAGGCCCUUGAGCUCGAGGGCAAGGAGGAGGGCGCCGAGGCUGAGGGUGCCGCCGACGAUGGCGACAUGGACCAAGGCACCGGUAUCUGGCAGCACGACGAGACUAAGGCCCUCAGCUACAGCCUGCUCCUGAACCGCUUCUUCCACCAGCUGUCUCAGAAGAACCCCGACCACGCCCUGAGCGGCUCCAAGAGCUACAAGAUCCCGCCCCCGCAAUGCAUGCGUGAAGGCAACAAGAAGACCAUUUUUGCCAACAUUGCCGAGAUUUGCAAGCGCAUGAAGAGAACCGAGGAGCACGUCACGGCCUACCUCUUCUCCGAAUUGGGUACCAGUGGUUCCGUCGACGGCAGCAGACGCCUUGUUAUCAAGGGUCGUUUCCAGCAGAAGCAGCUCGAGAACGUGUUGCGCAAGUACAUCAUCGAGUACGUCACCUGCAAGACCUGCAAGUCCGCCGACACCGAGCUGUCCAAGGGAGAGAACCGUCUGUACUUCAUUACUUGCAACUCUUGCGGUUCGAGACGUUCCGUCACCGCCAUCAAGACCGGUUUCUCCGCCCAGAUCGGAAAGAGAAGAAAGAUGCAGGGUUAA